Messenger RNA from Eutrema salsugineum, 768 nucleotides. RefSeq names its product peptide methionine sulfoxide reductase B3. NCBI's taxonomy places the organism in Eukaryota, Viridiplantae, Streptophyta, Magnoliopsida, Brassicales, Brassicaceae. The transcript is spliced from 3 exons. The coding region runs from base 118 to 531 and encodes 137 amino acids. Gene Ontology annotation, molecular function: peptide-methionine (R)-S-oxide reductase activity. Gene Ontology annotation, biological process: response to oxidative stress; protein repair. The record is from RefSeq and is a predicted model, not a curated record.
UUUUCCACAAUUCCGCCAUUCCGCAAACUUAUCUCUGCUCUUACGCAACUUGUUCUUCUCUACCAAUCAAUCGCUGCAUCUCCGAUCGUAAGCUUCUACGGUGGUUGUAUUGUGACCAUGGCGGCUCCGGGAUCGGUACAGAAAGGAGAUGAGGAGUGGCGUGCGGUUCUUUCUCCUGAGCAGUUUCGGAUUCUCCGGCAGAAAGGCACCGAAUAUCCAGGAACUGGAGAAUAUGUAGACUUCAACAAAGAAGGGAUUUACGGUUGUGUAGGAUGCAAAACUCCUCUCUAUAAAUCGACCACAAAGUUCAACGCCGGCUGUGGCUGGCCAGCGUUCUUCGAUGGAAUCCCCGGUGCCAUUACUCGAACCAUGGACCCAGAUGGGACAAGAACAGAGAUCAACUGUGCAGCAUGUGGUGGACACCUUGGCCAUGUAUUCAAAGGAGAAGGUUUCGAUACUCCAACUGAUGAACGCCAUUGCGUUAACAGCGUCUCGCUUAAGUUCACACCCGCAAAGCCUCCUUCCUUGUAAAAAUAUUAGUCUUCUUGGCAAACAGAUUAUAUAGUUUAUUUCUCUGGCUUUUUUUUCUCACUCUGAAAGUGAGUGAAAGAACGACAGAAUAAGAAUAAGAUUCAUGUUUGUGUGUGUUUGUAUAAGACUAUUAUGGUGGUUUUAUGUUGUUACCUUGUACCACCACAAUCAUAUAUACAUCUCCUUGGGCAUUUUGACAACAACUUUAUGGUUUAAAAGGAACGGAUUUGAUCUAGA